GUAGACUAGCGCUAGCAUAGCAGCGCAGCGCAGCGAGCACCGGUCACCCGGUUAAUUGGGGCUGAGGUUGCGUUUGAGAAGUUCCCGAACUCCGAAGCGCCAUUGUUGAAUUUGAUGUGAACUUACGAGGCGUGUUUUUGUUCAUAACUUCAUGUUUAUGUAUUUACUUGAUCUCGUUUUCAUCUUCAUUAUGUGUUAAAUCGACUUAGUAUCUUUGUCUUCCAAGUUUUUCUUUGAAAAUGGUGGGAUAGUUGGUGACGAUGAACAGGAAAACGAGUGCGACCACUGCAGGCUGCAAGAGCAGCAAGCAAACAACUUUAUUUCAGAACUGGAGUACGGAUCAAAAUGUCAGAGAAAAUGAAGGAUUGCCGUCAAAAACAAAUCAACAAAAUGAGAUGGAUGAGCAGUUUGAUGAGGAAACCCUUCUUGCAGCGUGCGAAGAGUGGGAGAUGGAAGAACUGGGCAAUUGCUCCACCACUGGACCUCAUCCGCCGGAGGCUACACCCCUUGAGGAUCUACCUGGGUUUGAUGUCUCUGCUGGUCACAUUUACAUCUACCCUACCAACUACCCCCUCAGGGAUUAUCAGUUUAAUAUUGUCAGCCAGGCCCUCCUCAAGAACACUCUGGUGACAUUACCCACCGGCUUAGGCAAGACAUUCAUAGCUGCUGUUGUCAUGUAUAACUUCUAUCGGUGGUAUCCGAGAGGGAAGAUUGUGUUCAUGGCUCCAACCAAGCCAUUGGUCUUCCAACAGAUUGAAGCCUGUUUUAACAUCAUGGGUAUACCUCAAGAAGAUAUGGCAGAAAUGACUGGGAACAUGCAUCCGCCUGAAAGGAAGAAAAGUUGGCAGCGGCAGAGGGUGUUCUUCUUGACCCCACAGGUCAUGACCAAUGACCUUAGUAGAAGGGCAUGUCCUGCGACAGAAGUGAAGUGUGUAGUCGUAGAUGAGGCCCACAAAGCUCUUGGUAAUCAAGCUUACUGCCAGGUUAUACGUGAAUUAUCAAAGUAUACCAAUCAGUUCAGAGUGCUGGCUCUUAGUGCAACACCUGGUGGUGACAUUAAGGCAGUCAACGAGGUCCUAACCAAUCUUCUAAUAUCUCACAUUGAGAUUCGAUCUGAGGAUUCUAUAGACAUCAGGCAGUAUGUCCAUGAACGGAAGGUGGAGAAAAUAGUCGUGCCCAUUGGUGAUGAACUCAAGCAGGUCAAAGAACAGUAUCUAAAGAUCUUGACGGUGUUUGUAAAUAGGUUGGUGAGAUGUCGUGUCCUUUUCUGUCGUGACCUUGAGAACCUGACCAAGUUCCAGAUUCUGAAAUCAAGAGAACAGUUCAGGCAGGAUCCUCCACCAGAGAUAACAGCUGCAAGGAGAGGUCCAGUUGAAGGUGACUUUGCCAUCUGCAUGAGCCUAUACCAUGGCUUUGAGCUUCUACUCCAGCAUGGUCAACGCUCCCUCUACAGCUUCCUUCAAAACAUCGUAGACGGCACAAAGGCCAACGCGAGGACGCGCUCCGAGCUCAUGCGAAAUUCCGACUUCUCCAACCUCGUCGAGAUGCUGGAGGCCAAGUACGCUGGCUCCAUGAUGAACUCCAGUCAUAAUAUCAGUCAUAACUCAAGCCAUAACUCCAGCGGGCUGUUUACAUCCAUGUUGUCCCCGUCGCUAAGGGCAACAGGGUCAAAAGUUGAAGAGGAGGAGUAUGUCAUGAGUCACCCCAAGAUGACCAAGCUGAAGGAAGUUGUUUUAGAGCACUUUGAAAAAUUCACAUCGGGCAACCAAAUGGAGGCAGGUCCGUCAACCAGUAGGGCUUCUAAUAAACAUAGUACCAGGGUAAUGAUCUUUGCUCAGUAUCGUGACAGCGUUCAAGAGAUUACUCAGAUGCUCAACCGUCAUCAACCCACAGUGCGAUGUAUGAGCUUCAUAGGGCAGGCAUCGGCAGGGAAGAAUACUAAGGGAUUCUCGCAGAAAGAGCAAAUCAGGGUGGUCAAUGAGUUCAAGAAUGGCGGUUACAACACCUUGGUCUCCACAUGUGUUGGAGAGGAAGGUUUAGACAUUGGUGAUGUUGAUCUCAUUGUUUGUUUUGAUGCUCAUAAGAGCCCUAUAAGACUAGUCCAGAGGAUGGGUAGGACAGGGAGGAAACGACAAGGCAGGAUCGUCAUGCUAGUGACGGAAGGGAAAGAAUCUGCAAUCUAUGACCGUAGCCAGUAUAGCAAGAAGGGGAUCCACAGGGCCUUGCAGGGUAACAGCAAGUCCCUUCACCUCUUCCCUGCUAGUCCCAGGAUGGUCCCAAGAGGGCUCAAUCCCACUGCUCAUAAGAUGAACAUCAAGGUAGGGGAGUAUCAAAGCAAGCACAAGACAAAGAUGGCCGCUCCUUCCAGCGCCACCACCAGUAAGAAGAAAUCCAGUAUGGGAGGAGACAUCUCAAGAUUCCUGCAAGGAACCAAACCUGACCCUGCAGAGGAUGUAUUUCUGACAUAUGAAGAGCUUGUAUUCUGGAACCUUCAUUAUAAAGUCGAUCAAGGGGAGCAGCUUAAAGCACCUGGAGAAUCUAAAUUCCUCUCCCUCAACAAGCAAGCAGCUAAAGAGGUUUCCCUGACAAACGACAAGGAGCUUUCACUGAACUCUUAUGCAGAAUGGCAAACCAAUAAGCAGCCGACCCACAAGGUUUCCCAUUCACAACGCUGUGCAGUCUUUGUGGAGAUGAUGGAAUUCUUUGAGAUACAGGGUCACACCGAAGACGAGGAUAUCUAUGGGGCUGAAAUGGCAAUGUACUUGGAUGAAGGGGAUGUGUUGAGACCAAAUGAAAAAGAAAGUAAAGGAAAGGAAGGAAUCCUGAAAUACUGUUCUCAGGAAAAGAAGAACCAGAAGGAAACAGACAUUGUUAUCUUAGAUGAAGAUGAAGGAGAUGGUGAUCACAAGGAGAGAACUAGGAAAAUAAAGAAAAAGGCAAAAGUUCGGAAAAGAGCGAAGAGUACAUCCUCAGAAAUGGAAAAUCUUGGUAGUGAUGAUGGUCUUCCUGCUGUGGAUCUCUUCAGUGAACCCAGUGAAAAACAAGAUGGAUACUCUGAAAAUACAGAGGAGCACAAAGGCAAGGCAAAGAAGGGCAGAAAGUCUGAUGAUGGGAGCAGUAGUGACGGAAAGGUUGGAAGGACUAAAAGGGGUAAGAGCCCAAGAGGUGGACAAGAAAGCAGACUGAAAAGAAAGACGAUUCCAUUACCAUGCGAUUCAGAUGAGAAUGAUUUUGAUACUGACAGGAAAAGUGUGACCCCUCCAAGACCUGUUGUUGCAAAUACUGAGGGUGAAGUUAAACAACAGAAAUCAGUCAACACCAAGGAGGAUAUGACUGAUUCAGAUCAGGGUGCUCUCAAUGAUGAACCUAUGGACACUGCCAGUGAUGAUAACCAGGUUGAACCUUGUGCAGCUUCCCCAAGCAGUCCGUCCAAGAAUCAACAAGAGCAUGCCAAAGGCGACGCUUCUUUGAAUACUUCUGAUAUCUUUCUCUCUUGCUCCCAAGUCUUCAGGGCACCUGAGGUUCCUUCAGGUGCCUCCAAAAGAGACAAACGUACAUCUGAAAGGUCAAAUGGUGAGGGAGAAGCUGACGUGAUGCCACCCCCUCCACCUUCACUCUCUGGUCUUGAUCUUCUAGACGAUAUUGAUCUGUCAUUCAAUGCCUCACAACUUGCCAAAGAGGACAUCUGGACAAAGAGUUCACCAAAAAGAGAGUCUCAUCGACCUGAGAUAGGUAUUGCUCUGGAUGAGCCAGUGAUUGUUCCACCUUUACCUCUAAACGGAAAAGAAACCAUGAAAUUUGAAAAGCAUGGAGAAGAGCUAAACAUGAGGACUAACCUUGUUACAAGUGAAACAUUUUCCAAAACAGUGCAAAAUGAUAAUGGUCUUGAUAUUAGCAGUACAGCGUCAUGUCACAUAAAUCAUGACAUGGAUGAUGAGUUUGGAAAAGUUUUGGAUUCUGACGCUGAUGAAGUUGAUGAAGCUGUCUCCAACUUUGAAAAUGGUAAAAUCAAUCAGGAAGAAGCUGAUGAACCUUUUCUCAUAUCUCCAGUCCUAACUAAGCACUCACUCAAGAAGUGUGUUCAGGUGCAACAGAGUGUUGAUGAUAUUGAUCAUGAAGAGGAGACAAAAAAUAUCACAGAUGAGCUUGUGGAUGCAUGGGACAAUUUUGAGGGGGAUAUCUUUGACGAUGACGAUGAUGAUGUGGUCUUUGACAGGGAGCCUGUUUCUAAUCAUUUAACCAAAUCCCCAAUCCUUUCAACAAAUGUUAAGAAAGUUGUGGGUAGGAAAGGGGAUGUCAAGAAUGACACCGCGGCCAGUCAUGCAUAUGAAGCACAUUCUGAAGACACAGAUCAGAGAAAUGGAUUCAAAGUUUCUACAGCAUCUCACAGUAUUAAACCAUGGACUGACGUAAAUCAUGGAAUGACAGAGAGGCCUGGGAUUGAAAUAAAUCAUAAAGAAGAGAUCGGCAGUGCUGUGCUUUGCAGUUCCAGCAAUCAACUUCAGAAAAUCCAACCACAGCUGGAACAUGAAAUUACAGACGAAAAUGAGAUCAAACAUACGCAACAACCUAAGUUUGAUCUUGAUUUUGAUUUUGGUGACUUUUUUGAGAUGGAUGAUGAGGCCUUUGAUGAGAUUGGCAUUGUUCCUCCUUCACCUCAGGUCAGCCAGAAAAGAUCAGGCUUCAUGGCAAUGUCCCAGGCAUCCCAAUCAAUGAUAAGACCAGAGAGAGAUGCAAGAACAAGUCACACAGAUAAAGAUGGAUCCAAGGUGGAUAUCAUUGGAGAGCAAGAAGCCAAGCUUAAAAAUAAUCCAACCACUCAAAAUCAAGUUAUUCCAACAACAAACUGUGGUCUUUCUGCUUUAGAAUCAUCAAAACCGUCUAAGAUAGAAGUCAAGACAUCUUCCCUGAGUAGAUUUAAGCGUAACCUGAUGCAUCCUGUCAACACCAACGAUUCCAAAGUGGUAGCGUCAUUGGCACAACCAGAGAAAAUAGAGACUGCUGAUUUGGUUGGAAACGUCUACAAAGAUACAGUAUCAAGAGUUUCACAUCCUCCUGCUGCCUCAACUCCAGUGAUGUCAGAUGUUGAAAGGGAUGGUAGGCAUCAGGGUAGUACAGUGUCACCUAUUGGACAGUCUGGUCGUAGAGACAUUUUUUCACCUGUAGAAACUCCUAGCUCACAUCUGCAGAAAGCCAAACCCUUAGGUAGCCUUCGCAGCCGGCUCAGAAUUAAGAGAAAGGAUGGCUCGGGACCGAAGCAGAGUGAAGGAUUGUCUAUCCAAGAUCAGUCUUCCAGACCUACAGCUCUUCCUGGCAAGAGAAAGAGUUCACCUCUUGUUGACGAAGGACAUUUUGAAGAUCCUGUGUUAUCAAACCCUCUGAAGAAACCAAAGACGUCUCUGAAGGAAGAAACCAGUCUGUCACCUCAUAGAAUAGAAGGGCAUGUCAUCAAACCAUCACUGGGACUCAAGAGUGGGAAGAUUAAUGACAAAGAUGACAUUAACUUUCUUCUUGAAGGCAUUGAUUGGGAAGAUUCAUUCCUAUCUGACAACAAACCUACAAUACCUGAUAGAGUGAAUGAUGGAUUUGAUAAUAAAAGAGAUUCUACAGACUCUACAACAUCAAAGAAAGGCACACAUAUUUCUUCUGAUGAUGACGCCAAUCUCUCCCACCAUCUCAAAGACGAUGAUGAAGAUAGUGAUGACAGUCAAGAUGUCAUCGGUAGAGUCACCAAGAAGAAAAGAGCUGUGGUGCUGACGUCCCCAGACACUCCGAUGGCUUUCAAUGCGUCACUUAGGUCGCGUCUAGCUGCAAAAGCAUCAAUUGUCAAAGAGAAGAGUGUCCAUGUGCUGUCUGAUGAGUCAUCUGAUGAUUCCUCCUUCAUCAUUCAACCUAAGAAAAGGAAAGCAAAGAAGAUACUGGAUAUGAGUAGUACCAUUAUUAUCCCUGAAGGAGACGAUGAUGACUUUGAAGAUCCCAUGAAGCAGGGCAAGUUGGUAAAGAAUAUUGAAAGAGAACAGAGGAGAGAUGAUAUUCUACUCAAGCACAGACUCGAAAAGAAAGAAAAGAGAAAUAAGCACAAGAAGUCAUUGAAUCACCGUCGUAAAGCGGCACAUUUCCUUGACGAGGAAGCAGAGGUUUCGGAGGAUGAAGAAUGGUCAUCAGAUGAGGAAGGCUCAGACCUUGAUAACUCUUUAGAAGGCUUCAUCAACAAUGCAUCUCAAUCAAGUCAAACAACAUGCCCACGAGAUAUGCAUGCUAUUUAUAUGAAAUCAGUCAAAAGCCCUCCAGUACCCGGUCCAGGUGGCCGCUUCAAGAUGGUCCAGCAUCAUUCCCCAGACCUUGAUGUCUUCUCACAGGUCCCACAGCAAGAUGCCACUUACAUGGAGGACAGCUUUGUCGUCCAAGGAGAUGAUGAGGAGGAUCAUGGUUUGAGAGAAGACAUCAGUUUGCUUGCUAUGGACAACACCAUCAAUAUGGAUAAUAUCAUUGAUGGAGGAUCCAGGAGGGCUGGAGGAAGGAGGUUGAGGAAUAAGGGUGGGGAGAGCAGAGCAGCGAGGAUAUUGAGGGCAGGGAGGGCUGCUGUGUUGAAAUCGGACUCUUCGCUGUCUGACGUGGAAGAGGCGGUGGAGGAUGAUGAUUUGAUGGACUGGGAGAUUGAGUUAGAUUUUGAAGCUAGGAAAAAGAACCAGAAAAGGAACCAUGCUAUUCAUCAAGCUUCAGGAAGGGGAAGACUGCUUGGGAAUCAUAGGGGAUUAGGAAAGGGGAUGGAGUCCUCGAAACCUUCUGGUGGGGAGUGGAUUAGUAAGCCUAAAACACAAUCACAACCAUUUCAGGUUAAUCCUAAGAAUGUGCAUGAUAAAGAGGAUGGGCUGACGAAUGUACAAGGUGCAAGUGAAAAGGAAAAGUCACCUCUCAAGACCAACUAUGCCUUGAUGAAUUCAGGUCGGACCAAAGAUAGCUUGAUUGGUUCUGACAAAGGAUCAUCAAAACCAUGUACAUUUGUUGCUCCUCAGUCUGCUGCUGCCUGUAGCAGCGGUAGUUCUUUGAUGGACUCCCCCAAAACACUGGCUCAGAAAGAGAAGGAGGAGAGGUUGAGACGACAGAAGCAAAAACAGGCGGAAUUCCAGCAGAAGAUGCAGCAAAAGCAAGCGCAGACUUCAUCUCAGGCAGCGAUCAGUCCUGUCAAAAGAACAUUAUCUUUGUCAUCAGGGAGUCGUAAGAAGGAGGAGGCCUCGACUGAAAAGACCUCAGUUAAUCGGACACUGUCUUUUGCAACUCCCGGUUCUAACCCCAGAGCUGCUUUUCCAAACUCUGAGGGAUUCAAAGUUCCUUGGUCAUCAGAGGGCAGUUUGAACACUAAGACUGACUCUGGAAAUAGUGACACUUCAAGUAAGAAUGCAAGCCCUGUUCUCCCCAACCAAAAUAUUAGUUUGCUACCAGUCAGGUCUACAACUGCAGUCUCACCAUCGAAUAAAAUCAACAACUUAACACUGAUGGACAAUUCUGUGGCCAAUGCUACAAUGUCUUCAACCAUUGUGAACAGUUCUACACUCAGCAGCCCUCGGUCAGCCACUGGUCAAGCACCUUUGGUCAUCCUAGUGGACAGCAAAGAACUCUCCAGUUCUCCUCACAUAGUAUCAACAUUGACCAUUACCUAUGGACUCAAUCCUAUAGUUAGUCAGCUGCAGGGGUGUGAUUAUGUAACCAGUACCCGUAUGGGGGUGGAGAAACGUACCCUUAGUGAAUUUGCGAAUGGGGCCAACAGACAGAAGCUGUUGGAUAGAGUACGUCAUAUGUGUGAGCUGUUUGAUAGACCUUGUCUGAUCAUUGAGAAAGAUAGAGACAAGAACAGAGAUAAAAGACAACCACCAAAGACACUAAUCAGAACAAAGUAUUUGGAUUCUACUUUGGCUUCCCUGACUAAGACUCAUGUCAAAGUACUUUUCUCCGAUUCAACAGAGGAAACUGCUCAAAUCUUAGCUGACUUGACCAAGAUUGAAAGCAGAAAAGGAGCUGCUAUUCCAGCCACCUUGGACAUGGAUUCUACCUCUGAACAGGUGUUGAAGUUCUACCAGUCUAUACCCGGAGUAAGUUAUGUUACGGCGCUCAGUCUCAUACAUCAUUAUCCGUCUGUCGCGGACCUCCUCUCAACAUGUGAAUCCGUAUUGCAGUCCAGGAUUAAGGUGUCGUCCAUCCGAGCCAAGCAAAUCAUGGCAUACCUCAACCACAGCUUUGAUGAACAAAUGACAGGGUCCAGGUGACCAGGUUCUCCUUCUAUGAUAAACGUAUAACAGAUGACAUGGUCAGGUUAACCUUUGAUCAUGACCAGGUUUGCCUUCUGCUGUGAUGAAAGGGUGACUGGUUUGGUUGACCUUUGACUUUUGAUCAUGGGGUAUCACUACUACGUUGAAUAGAUGACUUAGUCAGGUUGACCUUUGAUCAUGACCAGGGGCCCGUAACUCAAAGCAUAGCGAUCAUCGUAUAAUUUUUUUAGAUUGAUUGCAUUGACUACGGUGUACAAUCAAUCGUUAAUAUCAGGCGGAAGAUUAAUUGCUAACUUUUGUGUUAGGGACCCGGGCUCACCCACAGCUAUGAUGAACUGAUGAUGUGGUUAGGUUGACUUUUAAUCAUGUGUUCAUCACUGCUACAAUGAACAAAUGACAGGAUCAAAGUGACUUCUAGGCCCAAAUUCACAAAGGUGGUUUUAAAAACCCAUGGUUGAAUCCAUGGUUUAUGCAGAACAAUGACGUGUAUUUGACGUGUACAUACUCCUGCAUUAUUCUACAAGUACGAUGAUACACCAACCUGGUGGACUGUACUUAAACGGAUGAUGAUUUGAAUCAGAAUUUAUUUUUAUUUGGUUGCCCUGACGCUCAAUACUCUACUGUAAACCGUUAUAUUCUUUACGCUAAAUAUUUUAUUUUUUCGACAUGUUGUAAGGGUGAUCGGUUGUGUUUUAGCUCUUUUAAGAUCAUAUUGAAACGCUAUUGUGAAAUUGAAAGGGUUCUCAGUCAAAACCAUCAUAAUUUUGUGUUAUCAUUAGAUAAUAGUACGCAUGUACAGUUGUUGUAAACAUGUUCGCUUCAUGAUUUUUCUGUAAAUUGAAUUGCUUUCGUGUUUGAUUUUGAAUAAAAUCUCUAUAAAAGAAAAAAAAAGAUUUCCUGUAUAAAUUAUGCUUAAUUUAGCGCGUAUCGGGCGUGUGUAUAAAAAAAUUCCAAUGCUGAUGCGCGGUGUAUAAAAAAAUUCCAAUGCUGAUGCGCGCUUUUGUCACAGUGCGCCAAAUCGACGCAUGUUACCAUGGUUAGAUACGCUAUUUUAUUCAUGAGUCCAUUGUUUGAAGAGUGGACUCAUGAAUUGAAAACAGUGAACUCAUGAAUAAAAUAGCACGGAUAACCACGGCAACAGGCUUCAAUUUGGCGCACUGUGACAAAAGCGCGCAUCAGCUUUGGACAUUUUUUAUUAUACGCGGUAAAAUAAGCUUAAUUUAUACAGAAAAUCUGCAUAAACCAUGGGCUCAACCGUGGGUUUUCAAAACCACCUUUGUGAAUUCGGGCACUAAUGUUUGAUCAAGACUAGGUUCACCUACUACUAUGAUGACCAGAUGACAGGGUUAGGUUGACCUUUGACACUUAAUACUGACAUAUUACUGCCUCAUUGAGAAGGCUGACAGGGUUUAGAUGACCUUUGACCAGUGUCCACCAGAGCUUUGAUACGCAUAUAACACAGUUGAGAUGGUCUUUGAUCAUGGCUUAUACCAACAUUUGUAUUGAACAAAUGACAGGGUAAAGGAAACCUGUGAUGUUGGAUUAUAUGUACCAUGGCUUCAAUGAGCAGAUAACACAAUCAAGCCUAAGUUCCAAUCUUCACUCAAAAUCGAGUGGCCAUAAUGAUGACCUUACAUAACAGCCGUAUACAUUAAGUCAUAGUUAAUCAUUUGCUAAAAGGAAAUAAUGGAUCGUUUGCCGAAACUAGCUUAGAUUAAUUUCAUGGAAGUACAUGUAUGCAAAUUGAUUAUGGAUUCAGCACCCUCAUUUCAUAAUGUUUAAUUUGGAAACAAUCAUGUGUAUUUGAAGAAAAAUACGUUUGUUCAAUUAUUUCAAAAUAUUAAAUGGUUAGGGAACAUUUCCUUUCACCACUUCUAUCUUAUGCACUCAAAAGGUCUAUCUUAAAGCCAACAUAUGACACCAACCUUUAACAGAAUCAUGUCAAGACCAAAACUGCCCAUAUAGUUCCUGGAUCAUUACCCAGGAUGCAUCAUUUUGAUCAUGUAGUUUUGUGAUUGCCUGUUUGAAUUAUGAAUAAUUUUCCACUACUCAUCUAUACAACAAUAUUUGCCAUCCCUAAGCUUUGACAGAAUUUUACUUUUAUGAAUACAAAAACAUAACCCAAUGAGAAAUAAGAUCUCAAUAGCUACAGUGAGAAAAACAUUUAAUUUAUGCGAAGGUUGACUUUAUGGAUAAUUGAAGACCUGAUUUAUAUUUUCCAAAAUCACUUGGAUUUUUAAGUUUUAUCACUCACAAGUAGACUUUGCAAAUAUGUCAUCAAGGUUUAUAGCCAUGUGCCAAAAUAUGACAACAUUUGGAGGUCCAUUGAAGUGUUUUUAAUGGUUCUCAUUUUAUAUUAUUCGGAAAGUGGUUUAAAAGUUUGAAUUAAUGACCACUACAUGAUUCUUGUUUUUAUAUUUGUAUGACUAUGACUUACAUUAAUCAAAAUCUCUUAAAACCAGUCUAAAGCUCUUAUAAAGGGUCAGAUAUGUGAAUUAGACUUGAGUAUCAUCUAACAUUCCAAUGUUACAAAAAGUCUAAUAUCGCCUUUUCACACAGUAAAAAAAUCGUAAUUUGAAUGAUGAUUCCAGUGAAAAAUAUGGCUUUAGCGAAUUUAUAGCACGUGUGAAACCAAACUAGAACAUGAUUAGAAUAAAAAAUGCUAAUCACAAUAACUAAUUUCACUCUGGAGGUGAUUCCAGUUAAGUUUCACUAAAAUUACAGUACAAAUUUUGCGUGUAAAAGGCUUAACCUCCAAAACAUCUUUUAGGGGGCAUAGCUUACGUGACCUUUUAAGCACUUCCAUAGAUAAUACAAUUGUCAUGCACUCAUCGUAGUUUGUAUUUGCGAUGCAGUGCUUUGAUUGACUAAUCACCAAGGCGCAUUCCGCCUUCGCUCGGGAAUUCAAAUUCAAAUCACAGUUUUCGAGUGAGCGUGUGAAAGGUCCAAUGAUUCUAAAGAAGAAUUGCAAUCAUCAUUACAUCGAUGAUUCAAGAUACACGUGUGAAAAGGCCCAUAGUCAUUGGAUGUAUUUUCAGCUGUUAGAAUAUAAAUUUGGCCUUAUAAGCAUCACCCUCUCUCUGCAAUCUUUUGUUAUUUUAACUUAAAAAUAGCCCUUAAAGCACUUACUUUAAAGAUUUAGUAAUUGGAUAUUUAAAAAAUUAGAGACAAAGAUUAUAUCUCGAAAUUUUCUGCCAAUUUCAUGAUUGUGAAGGGGGUUUAGAAAAGCAAGACAUAAAUAUGCAGAUAUUUUAUUUUGGUCGGUACCCAAUCACAAUGAAUUUUAACUUAAAAUCUCUAAAUUAAACCAAUAAAACACAUUUUAAGUAUAUAUCCUUCAAAUCCUAAUUGUUUUAGGGCAUAUGUGUUGAUGUGAUCUCGUAAUGAAUUGGAAUAGUGAUAUGCAUUUUCUCAAGGAUAUACCACAACUAAAGAUGGGCCUCAAGACGAGAGUAUAUAUCAUUUUAUACCAAAUGAAAUACAAGUUGUAUGCAGCCACAGUUCAACAACUAAAUUCAUGUACUUCUCACUGUGUCUUUAAUGGAAUCAGAAAUCUUGAUAAGUGUCGUAGCAUGAUGAUAUAAAUUAGAGGAGAUAGAUUAAAACAAUUUAUUUGCCUUUAGUUUAUAUCCAAUUAGAAUAUUUAUGUAAAGAAAAGUAAGAAGUAAAUUACAGGCUACAAAUACAAUAAAAAGUAAAUUGUGUUCAGAAAAGCACCCCCUUUUUUUUUGGGGGGGGGGGACAUUUUUGUUAAAUUGUUUUUACAUUGUGUACCAAAGUUAAGCCCUUUUAUGUCAAUGUUAUUUUCAUUUAUCAAAAUUGCAAAGCGAUCGGAUGUCAUGUGGUUAUAUUUAUUUGUUUUGCUUGUUUGUCAUUUUGUAUUGUUGGGUAUUCAGUUCUUCCCCUCAUGUCAUCCAGUGUGUGCUACUAAAAGGAAUGUGCAAUUUUCAUAUUAGUAUCAAAAUAUGAUGUACUCAUGUAAAGCAAUAAAAAGAUAUGCCUUAUAU
Molecule: messenger RNA, 12274 nt
Organism: Lytechinus pictus (painted urchin)
Lineage: Eukaryota; Metazoa; Echinodermata; Echinoidea; Temnopleuroida; Toxopneustidae
Product: Fanconi anemia group M protein-like
Exons: 24
Coding region: 261-8264 (2667 amino acids)
Biological process (GO): double-strand break repair via synthesis-dependent strand annealing; interstrand cross-link repair
Molecular function (GO): nuclease activity; four-way junction helicase activity; 3'-5' DNA helicase activity
Source: RefSeq, a predicted model, not a curated record